AAAAUAUGCACACAUAUAUUGUAUAAACCAGUCAAUCCAGAUACAUCCCAUCCACGCGGAUCUCAACCAGGAUGCCUUUGAGGGAAGUUUUUCUUUUGGGUGUGCUACUGUUACUCUGUGGUGAAAUCCAAGCCUCGAGGCUUCUGACAUAUAACACAUUUCUCAUGAACUCUGAACCAGAGUUUGACAAGAGGGCCACUUACAUCGCUAACAACAUCGACUCGACAAACGCUGAUAUCAUAUGUUUACAAGAGGUCUGGGAUGAAACUGAGGUCAAAGCAAUAGUGAAUGCUAACAAGGAGAAAUACCCGUUCACCUUCAGUGGUCUCCAUAGUAACACACAAGACUUGGACGUUUCCCGCCCCUUACGCCCUCGCUGCCUGGAGCCCCAAGCUUUCAAAUUGCUUUUCAAAGCAUUGGCCAAUGGAUGUCUUAACGAAGGCAGCGAGAUUUUGAGGUUACAAUGCUUGUAUGAGAAGGCUGGAUACUCUGACAUGUCUCGUUCAUGCAUCUCGUGCGUGUCAUUGACCGGAUUUGACUACGGAACUCUUCUAAAAAACUGUUUUGUCAAAAGAACUAGAAGCAAUCUUCCUGGUCUACUAGUUUUGAGCAAGAGAAAACUUAGUGGACCAAGUCUGACAUAUUUUGAUCCUGAAAAAACCGUAUUCAACAGAGCUUACAUUUCUUUCGAGGAUGAGUCUGUAGGAGACAUCAGAUGUACUCACCAAUCCUCACCGACACUAGCGACGACGGGGGAUGCAUACUUUGAAAAGAAUCUUGUGGAAAAAUAUGGAAGUUGGGAAAAGCAAAAUUUGGAUGAAACGAAGAAACUAGCCAACAGUUUUCCAAACAAUGGAGGUAGUGCAAUAAUCAUGGGAGAUCUAAACGCAGGGCCUUUUACUCCUAUCCAAGGGGACGAGGGAUAUCAUAUGGAUUCAUACAAAUACUACCUCGAUCAGGGAUUUCUGCCUUCUUUGGACUCCGAAUGCACCUAUUGUAUAGAAAAUCCACUUAGUAUAGAUGACGUCAAUUCUAUCAUCGACCAUAUUCUUGUUCGACCUCCAGCCAACGAAAACAAGAUAUAUAGUGCAGAGAGAGUGUUUCGAAACUCUAUCCCAGGAGAAAACUUUCCGCCCUCGGACCAUUAUGGUGUUCAGCUGAAUAUAGAGGAACAAUAGAGGAACAAUAAAACGCAUACUUUAUUUGCUGUUAAAAUAAAAUAAACGAUAAAAU
Messenger RNA from Magallana angulata, 1233 nucleotides. RefSeq lists its product as uncharacterized. The transcript has 8 exons. Lineage: Eukaryota; Metazoa; Mollusca; Bivalvia; Ostreida; Ostreidae. Bases 72 to 1178 code for a protein of 368 amino acids. The record is from RefSeq and is a predicted model, not a curated record. Gene Ontology annotation, molecular function: catalytic activity.